Molecule: messenger RNA, 3382 nt
Organism: Paramecium pentaurelia
Lineage: Eukaryota; Ciliophora; Oligohymenophorea; Peniculida; Parameciidae
Source: the annotation of a GenBank genome assembly
AUGAAUUGCAAUUAUCACAUAAAAAAUCCAAUAUCAUUUAUAUGUGUUGCACCCCAUAUGUGUUCAUGCUUAAGGAAAUUGUGUGCCGAAUGCCAAUACGACCAUGGAGUUAAUGUUAAACAAACAAUUCCGAUAAAUAAAUUUUAAGAUAUGGCUAUCAAGAAAUUAAAAGAUUCCAAGCUUGAUGAGUCUUCUGAGUUAACAAAAUAGAGAAUUGCUUUUAAAUCCUUGAUCUCUCAAACCGAAUUAAUGCUCAAGAAAAUUUGGGAAGAAUUAUCACAAUCAAUCAAGUAAGGAUAUGAUUGGAUUGAAAAGGAAAAUUAUUCAUUCCUGAAUCUCAUCAACGAAAAUACUAAUUUAGCAGAAUCCUCCUACACUGAAUUAGAAAAAUUAGUUUAAAUUCUUGAAAGAACAACUUUAAACGAUUGGAAUGAUCAAAAAAAAUAUUAUUUUACUGAAUUAGAUAAGAUUAAGAUUUGGUGGGACUAUCAUAUAAAGGCUUUUAUCGAAAAGUCGAAGGAAGGAAUCCAAUUAUUUUAAUCAUUAAUCAAGUAAGUAAUUAAAUAUACUAAAGGAUUCAAACUUAUGAAUGGAAAGAAAAUUUAUAUGAGAUUAUCUCUUAAUCGAAAUAUAUUGAUACAUUGAUAUUUAGCCUGAUUAUUAAGAUGUUAAAUAAAGAAAAGAUUUCUGAUAGUAUCGGAUUCUUCGAUUAAAAUGAUAAUCAAAAGCUUUACUAAUAAUACGAAAAUGCAGAAGUGAAUUUAAGAGACAUGAUGUGGUCCAUUAAGUAACUUAAAAAAUUGAUGAAUAAUCUUAAUCAACAUGAAUUUAGUUAAAAUGAAUACUCGAUUUAUGGAUACCAAAAAAUUAGAUAAAAUCUUAUCCAAAAAAUAGAUUAAGAUAAGAAAAUCAUAGAAUUUUUAAAAUUCUUGGUUCACCUCACAGCUUUUGAUAGUAAGUUUAUUUAAUGUGGAUCAAAUGCACUUAAUCUAUUGGUGGAAAUGAAAGCUGAUCUUAAAAAUUAAGGCUUUGAAAAUAUCAGAAUCCAGAAUACUUCAGUUAUUGGUGGCAACUUUGCACAAUGCAAUUUUAGUGGAUCAUAAUUCUAUAAUGUAGACAUAAGUGGAGCCAAUUUGAAUGGCGCAUUGAUGUUUAAUUGUAAAUGGAUUAACUUAAAAAUACAUGAAUUGAAUAAAUUAGAUGGUCAUAGUGGGAGUGUGUAGUCAGUGUGCAUUUCUUCUGAUGGUACUACAUUAGCAUCUGGUAGUUAUGAUAAGUCGAUCCGUUUAUGGGAUAUAAAAACAGGAUAAUAAAAAUCCUAAUUUGAUGGUCAUAAUGAUUAUGUUCGAUCGGUUUGCUUCUCCCCUGAUGGUACUACAUUAGCAUCUGGUAGUGUAGAUAACUCUAUACGUUUAUGGGAUAUUAAAACAGAAUAAUAAAAAACCAAAUUGCAUGGACAUACAAAUACUGUCUUAGCUGUAUGCUUCUCUCCUGAUGGAACUACAUUAGCAUCUGGUAGUGUAGAUAGCUCUAUACGUUUAUGGGAUAUUAAUACAGGAUAAUAAAAAUCCAAAUUAGAUGGUCAUACUCAUUAUGUCUAUACAGUCUGUUUCUCUCCUGAUGGAAGUACAUUAGCUUCUGGUAGUAAUGAUAAUUCUAUUCGUCUAUGGGAUUUUAAAACAGGAAAAUACAAAACAAAAUUAGAUGGUCAUACUAACACUAUUUACUCAGUUUGUUUCUCUCCUGAUGGAAAUACAUUAGCCUCAAGUAGUAAUGAUUAUUCCAUCCGUUUGUGGGAUAUAAAUAAAGGAUAAUAAAAAGCAAAAUUAGAUGGUCAUACUAACACUGUCAACUCGAUCUGUUUCUCUCCUGAUGGAAUAACAUUAGGGUCUGGUAGUAGUGAUUAUUCUAUUCGUCUAUGGGAUAUAAACACAAGAAAAUAAAAAGCUAAAUUAGAGGGUCAUAGUGGUUAUGUUAGAUCGGUUUUUUUCUCUCCUGAUGGAACUACAUUAUCAUCUGGUAGUGAUGAUAACUCCAUCCGUUUGUGGAAUAUAUAAACAGAAUAAUAAAAAGCCAUAUUGGAUCGUCAUUCUAGCAAAAUUUUAUCGGUUUGUUUCUCUCCUGAUGUUACUAUAUUAGCAUCUGGUAAUAACGAUAACUCUAUCCGACUAUGGGAUAUUAAAACAGGAUAAUAAAAAGCCGAAUUGAUUGCUCAUAUUAACAACGUCAACUCUGUCUGUAUCUCUCCUGAUGGAAAUACUUUAGCUUCUGGUAGUGAUGAUUGUUCUAUCCUGUUAUGGGAUAUACAAACAGGAUAAUAAAAAGCCAAAUUAAAUAGUCAUACUAGCGAAAUUUUAUCGGUUUGCUUCUCCCCAGAUGGUACUAUAUUAGCAUCUGGUAAUAACGAUAACUCUAUCCGACUAUGGGAUAUUAAAACAGGAUAAUAAAAAGCCAAAUUGAAUGGUCAUAUCAAUAGUGUCAAUUCUGUCUGUAUCUCUCCUGAUGGUAAUACAUUAGCUUCUGGUAGUGAUGAUUGUUCAAUCCUUUUAUGGGAUAUAAAAACAGGAUAAUAAAAAGAAAAAUUAGAUGGUCAUAUCAAUAGUGUCAACUCUAUCUCUAUUUCUCCUGAUGGAAAUACUUUAGCUUCUGGUAGUGAUGAUUGUUCAAUCCUGUUAUGGUAUAUUAAAACAGGAUAAUAAAAAGCCAAAUUGAAUGGUCAUAUCAAUAGUGUCAAUUCUGUCUGUAUCUCUCCUGAUGGUAAUACAUUAGCUUCUGGUAGUGAUGAUUGUUUCAUCAUAUUAUGGGAUAUAAAUACAGGAGAAUAAAAAGUCAAAUUGGGUGGUCAUACUAAUACUAUCUAUUCUGUCUGUUUCUCUCUUGAUGGAUUUUUAUUAGGAUCUGGUAGUAGUGAUUACACUGUUCGUCUAUGGGAUAUUUAAACAGGAACAAACAAAACUAAAUUAGAUGGUCAUAUUAACAAUUACUAAUCAGUUUGUUUCUCUCCUUAUGGUAAUAUAUUUACAUUGGGUAGUGAUCAUGAGUCUAUCCGUUUAUGGGAUGUUAUAACAGGAAUCGAAAUUUAACCUGCUGAUAACAAUUAUAGAGAAGUUCUUGAAAAAAGUAAGACUCUAAUUUAAUAGAACAAUAGUAUUACAAAUUUUGGUAUUUAUUUUUAUUUAUUUAAGUUAAUUCUAAUAUUCCACUUCUCGUUUUAUCUACAAAUCCGUAUUUAUAAUCAAAUGGAACUUUAGUCUUGAAAGGAGAAUUUGUGACUUUUUAAGGAGAAGAUUUAAGGAUAUUAUUUCAAUAGAGAGGAAGUUAUAUUUUGGAUACCCUCGUAGAUAUUACUUAAAAGAAAAAUGAUAAUUGUGUAAUAUCAUGA